AUGCGUCAUUUGACUGUCGGUCAAGCAUCGACAUGCGUCUUGCUGACGUUGUCUUCACUGCUACAUGUCACUUCGGCAUGGCCCUCAUUCGAUUUACACAACUCGCAGUUUGCAAAGCGAGCAGACGCUGAAACUCCACGCGGAAGUGCUCCGGACGAAGAUGCAUCAUACAAUGAAGUGUACGACUUCGUCAUUGCCGGAGGAGGGACAGCUGGUUUGGUACUGGCAAAUCGCCUCUCCGAAUCCGGCCGCUUUUCUGUGCUUGUGCUUGAAGCUGGGCCAAGUCCAGAGCAAGUAUUAGCCUACGAGUCUCCGGGAGGCAAUCAGUUCAUCAAGGGUAGCUUGCUCGACUGGGGAUUCAUAACUCAGCCACAGGUGCACUUGAACAACCGUACCAUCCAGUACCUUCGCGGAAGGGGUCUUGGAGGUUCCAGCACAACCAAUGGUCUUUUCUACGGCCGUGGUUCAGCUAGUGUCUACGAUCAUUGGAAGGAACUUGGAAAUGACGGAUGGGGCUGGAGCGACGUGUGGCCUCUUUUCGUGAAGAGUACCAAAAUCGUCUCGCCGACUUCAUCGGAUGCGUUGGCAGCAUUCAAUCAAGACUACAAGACUUACGAGGCUAGCGCUUAUGGGAACGGUCCGCUUGAACUCGGGUUCCAAGGAUAUGUUCCCCCUGCUACUGAUGGCUUCAUUGUAGCUUGUAGCGAGGCGCUUAAUAUUCCCAUUGUCAAGGACCAGAACCUGGGAGAUAGUGUCGGUGUCAAGCACGGAACUACAACACUCAACGGCCAUCUUCGAAGGACGUCAAGCUACACUACAUUCUAUCAACAGGCUCGUCAGCGUCCCAACCUUAAGGUCCUACAUGAUUCCCCUGUUACCGGACUCAAGUUUGACACAUCCGGCGCCCGACCUCGUGCUAUCGGUCUUAGCUAUGUCCACCACGCCACCGGCUUCGUCAAUACUGUCAAAGCCCGCAACGAAGUUAUCCUGAGCCUGGGUGCCUUCCACUCGCCCCAACUCCUCAUGGUCUCAGGUAUCGGACCCAAGGCUGAGCUCGAGAAAGUCGGCAUCACACCCCUCGUUGUCAACGAGAACGUGGGCCAGCACCUCAACGACCACUCCGUCUUCUCCAUCAUGGCCCGCGCCCAAGACAGCGCCUCAACCACAGACAUGUCACGCACUCCCGAGAACCUCCGCGCUGCCCAAACAAAGUUCUAUCAGAACCUCACCGGCCCAUACACCGCUCCCUCGGGCGUCACAAACGGGUUCCAGAAGCUCAGCGAGGACGAACUCCGCAGCAUCGGUGCCGAAGCCGUCAUCCAAGCCGGUCUCGCAAACCAAUCCCACAUUGAGUACCUCUUCGAAAGCGUCUGGUACCCCUGGAUCCCCACUCCCUACUGGUCGCCCCGCUCCAACGACUCCUACAUCUCCGUCACCGCAUCCAGCCUCGUCCAGCUGUCCCGUGGCACCGUGACACUGCGCACGGGAUCCAUGUCGGAUGCACCCCUCAUCGACAGCAACUACUACGCCGACCCUACCGAUGCUGCCGUCGGUAUCGCGUCGUUCAAGUACCUGCGCAAGAUCCUACGACACCCUGCUCUCUCGCAGUUCACCAUCGGCCCCAACUCUGGUGAGGUGAGCCCUGGAUCUGCAGUCGCGGAUGAUGAUGAUGACGCUAUCUUGGCGUAUAUCAAGGCGAACACUAUUCCCAAUUGGCAUGCCACGGGUACCAAUCGCAUGCUGCCCAAGGAUAAGGGCGGUGUCGUGGAUAACAAGUUGAAGGUGUACGAUGUUGAUGGGUUGAGGGUUGUUGAUUGCAGUAUCGUACCAGUGCUGCCUGAUGUGAAUAUUGUGGCGAGUAUCUACAUGGUUGCAGAGAAGGGGGCCGAGUUGAUUAGGCAGGAUUGGGGUGAUGAAUGA
Bipolaris maydis ATCC 48331 is the source of this 1920-nucleotide messenger RNA. RefSeq lists its product as uncharacterized. The record is from RefSeq and is a predicted model, not a curated record. Lineage: Eukaryota; Fungi; Ascomycota; Dothideomycetes; Pleosporales; Pleosporaceae. Gene Ontology annotation, molecular function: oxidoreductase activity, acting on CH-OH group of donors; flavin adenine dinucleotide binding.